Molecule: messenger RNA, 2166 nt
Organism: Oryza brachyantha (malo sina)
Lineage: Eukaryota; Viridiplantae; Streptophyta; Magnoliopsida; Poales; Poaceae
Product: protein GDAP2 homolog
Exons: 14
Coding region: 98-1864 (588 amino acids)
Source: RefSeq, a predicted model, not a curated record
UCUCUUAACGGCCGCUUGACCUCUCUCCCUCGCCACCACCACCCGCCGCCGCCCCAGCCGCCUAAUCCUCCGCGCGAUCGAGCCCGCCUCCGCCGCCAUGCAGCACCGCUCGCCGGCGGCGGCCACGGGUUCGGGCGAAGCCGCCGCCAUGGCGCCAGGCGUGGGCGGCGUCGAGCCGGCCGUGACGCUCGACCAGGUGCCGCGAUGGAGCGACCCCGACCAGCGCCUGUACGCGCCGUCCUCGUCCUCGUCCUCGGGUGUCCCCGGGGCAGCGGACGCCGGCGAGGGUGGCGGAUCCGAGCCCUCAGCGUCCGCGUUCCUCUCAUUCUGCGACCCCCUCACCGGCGACGACGGCGGUGGGGUCUCCGGCGGCGGCCGCGGCGGCGCCUCGCGGUUCCCUGUUGACCACGAGAUCAACUCCAGGAUCUACCUUUGGAGGGGCCACCCAUGGAACCUCGAGGUCGACGCCGUCGUCAACUCCACUAACGAGAGCUUGGAUGAGACACACAGCAGUCCUGGUCUGCACGCCGCAGCAGGGUCUGGGCUUGCAGAGGAAUGCUCCACCUUGGGAGGGUGCAGAACCGGUAUGGCGAAGAUGACCAAUGCGUAUGAUCUGCCUGCAAGGAAGGUCAUUCAUACAGUUGGCCCCAAAUAUGCUGUCAAGUAUCACACAGCUGCGGAGAAUGCACUUAGUCAUUGCUAUCGUUCUUGUCUAGAACUCCUCAUUGAGAAUGGCCUUGAAAGCAUUGCAAUGGGUUGCAUCUACACGGAGGCUAAAAACUACCCACGUGAGCCAGCUGCCCAUGUGGCAAUAAGAACUGUUAGACGUUUUCUGGAGAAACAAAAAAGCAAAAUUGCUGGUGUUGUUUUUUGUACUGUAUCAUCAUCUGAUACAGAGAUAUACAAGCGAUUGCUCCCAUUAUAUUUCCCUCGGGACAGACAAGAGGAAGAGAUUGCGGUAUCUAAACUUCCAGCAGAUGUUGGGGAUGAGAAUGGCGAAACUGUAAUAGAUGAAAGGAAAAUAAGAAUAAGACCUUUGCCUGCUGGUGCAGCAGACAGAACUGCGACUACUGCUCCUAUAGACCUUCCUUUUGAUUCUGGAUUGGCAUCGAAGAGGAGUUCUUUCAAGUUGGACUCGUAUUUGGAUCCUUCAUUUAUGUCGUUAAUCAAAGAUCCAGAUUUGCGGCGCAAGGAACAGUGGGAAAAAUCUGCCCAAGCUCAAAAGGGAUUUAAUUAUGCUAAGUUGCUUGGAUAUGGAGAUCUAGCUUGCCCUUCAUUAUCUGCUGCAGAGGAAUAUUCACUUCAUUCAAGAUACCUUGCUAAAGCAAAUUCUCUUAACCUUUCAGAGAUUGCUGAAAUGAAAAUAAUUUAUCGAGGUGGAGUUGAUAGUGAAGGACGCCCAGUUAUGGUUGUUGUUGGUGCACAUUUUCUUCUUCGCUGCUUGGAUCUUGAACGGUUUGUUCUACACGUAGUAAAAGAGUUUGAGCCUUUGAUUCAGAAGCCAUAUACCAUUGUCUAUUUUCAUUCUGCUGCAUCAUUACAACCGCAACCAGAUUUAGGAUUCAUGAAGCGCAUACAACAAAUAUUGGGUCGGAAACAUCAGCGUAACCUUCAAGCAAUAUAUGUCCUCCACCCAACGCUGGGUUUGAGAACAGCUAUUUUGGCUAUGCAGAUGUUUGUUGAUGGAGAGGUUUGGAAGAAGGUUGUCUAUGUGGAUAGGCUUGUGCAUCUGUUCAGAUAUGUACCACGUGAACAACUAACUAUUCCUGAUUUUGUCUUCCAGCAUGAUUUGGAGGUGAACGGUGGGAGAGGCCUAAUUGUUGACCCAAGAACAAAACACAUUUAUCAGAGGCCGUCUGGUUGAUAUGGAUGUUUCUGCUGUCCAAAGUUCAUUAGUUCUUACUUCACUCUGCCUUCUGAUCUUCCUUGUACCAGUAUUACAUGUUAAUGCUCCCUUUUUUUCAUUUGCAUCUAAUUUAAGUCGUUUUGUUCCAUUCUUUUGUUUCUCGACCUUUUCGGGAAGGAAAGUUCCGUUUGUAUAUUUUCAUUUUGUAUAACCAAAUAAAGGUAGUGGUGCAUCAGUGUUAUUGUAGAACAGUUCAAGUUCCUCCAAGCAGUGAUGUCUUGUGCCAUAAAAUUGUGAAAUAUUAUCUUGUAUUAUCAUCA